AUGGCUGCCGGGAAACUCCUCAUCGACGUCCACACCCACGUCUAUCUUCCUCGCUAUGCUGCCUUCCUCCGGAGCCGCACCGACGUGCCGCGUAUCUUCACUCGCACCUCCCCCGAGGGCCAGCCCGAAGAGCGUUUGCUCAUUCUCGACGAUGAGCCUCCUACCGGCCGCCCCGUUGGGGCCCAGUACUGGGACAGGGACGAGAAGCUCAAAUUCAUGGACCUUCACUCGAUCGACAUGUCUGUGGUCAGUUCUGCGAACCCAUGGCUCGACUUCCUCCCCGCAUCGACGGCCCACAAGCUCGCCGAGGAGCUCAACGUUGACCUCGAGGACUUCUGCGCCACGGGACCCACCCUGUCUCCCACCCUGAAACGGCUCUACGGCUUCGGCCUUCUCCCACUCGUCCCGGGGGCGUCAACGGCGGAGCUUGUCUCGACCGUCGAGCAGAUCGCCCGCCUGCCGCACCUCAAGGGCCUCAUCAUGGGCACGAAGGGCGUUGGAAAGGGUCUCGACGACGACGCACUCGAGCCGGUCUGGGCCGCGAUCGAGCAGGCCGGGCUCAUCGUUUUCUUGCACCCGCACUACGGCGUGGACAAGAACGCGUGGGGCGAGAAGGAGAACGGGCACGUUCUGCCCCUCGCGCUCGGCUUCCCGUUCGAGACCACGAUUGCCACGACCCGCCUGAUCCUCGCCGGCGUGCUCGACCGCUACCCCUCGCUGAAGCUCCUCCUCGCGCACUCCGGCGGCGCCCUCCCCCAGCUCUCCUCCCGCCUGGCGUCGUGCGUGACGCACGACCCGCUCGUCGCCUCGCGCCUCCAGCACGACGCGCGCUUCUACCUCGGCCGCCUCCACUUCGACGCCGUCGCAUACGGCGCGGAGGAGCUCGGCUUCGUCGCGGACGCGGCCGGCCGCGCGCACGCGUACGCGUCGACGGCCGCGUCCGCGACGGCGAGCGUCGGCGCGGCCGGGGCGGGCAAGCGCUGGAAGAGCGUGGUGGAGAACCUGGAGGCGAUCGAGGGCGUCGACGGGUGGGGCGAGGGGGAGAAGGACGCGGUCCGGGGCGGGAACGCGCUCAGGCUGCUGGGCUUGGGCGCGUGA
Messenger RNA from Epithele typhae, 1098 nucleotides. Its product is annotated as amidohydrolase 2. Gene Ontology annotation, molecular function: hydrolase activity; carboxy-lyase activity. The transcript is spliced from 5 exons. Gene Ontology annotation, cellular component: cytosol; cytoplasm. Bases 1 to 1098 code for a protein of 365 amino acids. NCBI's taxonomy places the organism in Eukaryota, Fungi, Basidiomycota, Agaricomycetes, Polyporales, Epitheliaceae. Gene Ontology annotation, biological process: secondary metabolic process. The record is from RefSeq and is a predicted model, not a curated record.